AUGACUGGAAGUAUGCAGGCGUUUCGUAAGGUCAUGUCGUUUAGCCGACGCCAGGGUGCACAACAGCUGGUAACGCACUCGCAGCAUGCACGUCUUUCAACUACAAGUGUGCCAACACGUUCAGCUGAAGAAUGGAUGGAAAACAUUAAACUAUCAGCUAAAAAGGACGUGCUAAUCAAGCGCACCAAGUUGGCGUCGUUCCUCAAGACGGUCACGACGAGUGAGCAGUUGGAGGCCUCAAAGGAGAUUAUGAAGAUUUAUGAGAAAAAGCGAGUUGACCCAGACGCCAACGCUGCCGGACUUUUCGUCAAGAAGGCGCUGGAGCUUGACGCGCCCGACGUGGCGUUUGAUGUGCUGGAGGCGAACUACCGCAUUGGUUUGUUCCUGGAGCCAUCCACACUCAACAAACUGCUCUCCAAGUUCUUGAAGAAUAAGGAGUUUGAAAAGGUCUUUACGCUGCACGAGAUCGGUCAUAGCAAGUACCAGGUCAAGAGCACGGAACGCACUUACGACAUUCUCAUUCGGGCGGCAAUUGAACAGGCUGACUAUGAUAAAGCCGUGGCUUUCCUCAAGACAGCUGCGGAAGCGCAAAAGGUUCAGCGUGUGACGUGCAAUAACCUGUUGUUUCAGCUCAAGAACAAUGGAAUGCAGGAUAAGAUUGAGGAGGUGGCGGCGCUCAUGAAGACGGCGGGCGUAGAGCCCAAUGAGACGACAAAAAAGAUCUUGCAAUAA
This is a messenger RNA of Peronospora farinosa, 732 nucleotides long. The record is from the annotation of a GenBank genome assembly. Lineage: Eukaryota; Oomycota; Peronosporomycetes; Peronosporales; Peronosporaceae.